UCUUUAACAGCUGACUGUGGAUGGUUAACUUUCAGGUGGUUCGAUAUGGCUGCAUCAGAGAUCAUCUUCGUGAAACAUUGUUAGACAUGGUGAUGAGGGAGAGGAAAGGUGAGGUGGUGGACAGAAUUGCCAUUAAAAAUGCCUGUCAAAUGCUCAUGGUUCUGGGGAUCAACAGUAGAACGGUUUAUGAAGAGGACUUUGAGAGACCAUUCCUUCAACAGUCUGCAGAAUUCUACAGAUUAGAAAGCCAGAAGUUCCUUGCAGAAAACAGUGCAUCUGUGUACAUUAAGAAAGUAGAAGCUCGGAUAAAUGAAGAAGCAGAGAGAGCUAAACAUUAUCUAGAUGUAUCAACAGAACCACGGAUUGUAGAGGUUGUCGAAGAAGAACUAAUAAAGAAACAUAUGAAAACGAUUGUGGAGAUGGAGAACUCUGGUGUUGUCCACAUGCUGAAAAAUCAGAAGACUGAAGACCUAGCAUGUAUGUACAAGCUAUUUAGUAGAGUAGCAGAAGGUCUUAAAACAAUGGCUGAUUGUGUAAGUCAGUACCUGAGAGAGCAGGGCAAAGCUCUUGUUCAAGAAGAAGAGGGAGUAACAAAUGCUCGUACUACAUCCGGUUCGCCCUCUAUUGACAUAGUCUGGAAAUUUUCUGAUCGCACCUCGUAGAUGGUGCCAACAGACUUUCUGAACAAAGACACGGACAGUACACCGCCCCU
Messenger RNA from Zootermopsis nevadensis, 712 nucleotides. NCBI's taxonomy places the organism in Eukaryota, Metazoa, Arthropoda, Insecta, Blattodea, Termopsidae. The record is from RefSeq and is a predicted model, not a curated record.